Messenger RNA from Dermacentor silvarum, 6671 nucleotides. RefSeq names its product very long-chain specific acyl-CoA dehydrogenase, mitochondrial. The transcript is spliced from 10 exons. Lineage: Eukaryota; Metazoa; Arthropoda; Arachnida; Ixodida; Ixodidae. The record is from RefSeq and is a predicted model, not a curated record. Gene Ontology annotation, molecular function: flavin adenine dinucleotide binding; very-long-chain fatty acyl-CoA dehydrogenase activity; fatty-acyl-CoA binding. Bases 1 to 1467 code for a protein of 488 amino acids.
AUGAUGCUGGAGCCAUGCCAGCAAGGCUCCAGCAUCAGUGCACACCAGUCUAUUGGCUUCAAGGGCAUCCUGCUGUUUGGCACCGAGGAGCAGAAACGGAAGUACCUACCCGGCCUGGCCGCUGGCGAGCAGCUGGCUGCCUACUGCCUCACCGAGCCUGGCAGUGGAUCAGAUGCAAUGUCUAUCAAGUCACGGGCUGAGCUGUCUCCAGAUGGGAAGCACUACAUUCUCAACGGUGGCAAAAUCUGGAUCAGCAAUGGUGGCAUUGCGGACAUCUUCACUGUAUUUGCUAAGACGCCUGUGAAGCUGGACUCGGGGGAGGUGCGUGAUCGCAUGACUGCCUUUAUUGUGGAGCGCUCUUUUGGAGGAGUCACCUCAGGACCUCCGGAGAAGAAAAUGGGCAUCAAGGGCUCCAACACAGCCUCCGUCUACUUUGACAACACUCCCGUGCCUGUCGAGAAUGUUCUUGGCAGCGUCGGGGAUGGUUUCAAGGUGGCGAUGCAGAUCCUGAACAAUGGCCGGUUUGGCAUGUCGGCCGUGCUGUGCGGCACCAUGCGGGCGGCCAUCACCAAGUCCGUGACUCAUGCCACGACACGUAUGCAGUUUGGCAGCCGGUUAGCUGCCUUUGGCAAUGUCCAGGAGAAACUGGCCAGCAUGGCAGCACGCCUCUACACGGCCGAGUCCCUUACCUACCUGCUGUCUGGAAACAUGGAUCGUGGAUUCACCGACUACCACCUCGAAGCAGCAAGCACCAAGGUGACAGCAUCUGAGUGUGCCUGGUACGUGACGGACGAGGCGAUCCAGAUCCACGGGGGCAUGGGUUUCAUGCGUGACGCAGGGCUGGAACGGUGCCUACGUGACCUCCGCAUCUUCCGUAUUUUCGAGGGAGCCAAUGACAUCCUGCGGCUCUUUGUUGCUCUGCAAGGGCUGCAGUACGCGGGCGGGCACCUGCGGGAGCUGCGGCGUGCCUUGCGCAACCCGGCUGCGCACCUGGGCCUCCUGUUUGACCAGGGCUCCAAGAGGGUGCGACGCGCUGUGGGCCUCAGCUCAACGGCGCCAACCCUGCAGCAGCACGUCCACACGCGUCUCGCUGGCCCCACUGCACUUGUGUCACGCUGCAUCGAGCUCUGCGGAGGGGCUGUCGAGCAUCUGCUCAUCAAGUACGGCCGUAACAUCAUCGAUGAGCAGUUUCUGCUGAUGCGGCUGGCCUACAGUGCCAUCGACGUGUAUGCCAUGGUGGCGGUGCUGUCACGAGCAAGCCUUGCCCUGGAGAAGUCGCUGCCCUCAGCCGAGCACGAGGCUCUCCUGGCCCAGCUCAUUUGCAGCGAGGCUAGCGAGCGUGUGCAGGCCAACUUGGGGGCCCUGCGGUCAUCUGAGAAGCAGGCCAAUUUCACCACCAUGCGUGCGGUGGCCGAAGGCAUGUGCGAAGCUGGUGGUGCUGUGCCCCUGAAUCCACUGGGUGUCUGAACCCUUCCUCAGUUGAUGGCAAGGUUUGCUUACAAAUGCCUUGACAGUGAUGAUGAUGAAGGGCAUGUGAAGAUGUGCACUGGUGGUGACACAGCCACACAAUGUGGUCACAUUUCUCCAGCAUCUGUUGGGGUAUCACAAUUGGCGGUACAAAGGUUAUAAGGGCACGGCCCCAUUGGACUGUCUUGUUUAGUCCUUGCAUACUGCAGUGCCACAGCUGCAAGGAGGAGCGAAUAGUGAUGUCACGCAUGUGCUGCAUACUCAUGUGGUGCAUACGCGUAGUGAUGAGCCAUAAGAUGCAUUGUCAUUUAGAGGAAUGUUGCUUCUGAUGGGCUGAUAAUAAAGCUAUUUCAGCAACCCACUGUCAAGAUGCAGUGCAGAUAACGUUACAGAACUGCAUCUGUGGUGCACGCUUUCAUUAUAGUGAAAGCUUUCAAAAUUUGUUGUGCAAUACCGUGCCUCUGUACAGUGCUUUAUUAGAUGGAUGGAAUUAUUUGCCACUAUGUCUGCAUGCAGUCUGGUGGGCUGAAACGGUGCCCAAGCCCCAAGUAAUUGCACCCCGAUUAGUGCAUCAUACACAGUUGUGCCGAUUUGGGUGCAGCGAAUUUCGCACCUGCUCUUUGACUGGCAUGGCUGCCAUUUGGCUGGGCACCUGAGCACAACACACCCCUACUGCAUUUUAAGUGCAUACAUUGUUUCAAUUGCCUGUAACCCUAUGACUCUGGACAUUUUGACCUGUUGAACUAUAUUUACAGAAAUGGUGAAGAUUCUUGCAAUAUUUUUCUCUUAUAUAUAGCUUCAGCUGCACUGGCUACCUUUUAUAUGGAGGCAGUAUCCCCUAUGUAUAUCAUUCCAUGCUUGCUAUGUGUGGAUGGUGCCUUAAAAGCCUUUUCUCCUUCAGUCUAAUCUUCCCACAGCCUGCCACUUAAAAAAUGUCCAAUAGAUUCGCAAGUGCUUGCAGUAUGCAAACGCUUUGUGCCCAUUCAUUCAGGGCAGAGCCAAACUACAUCUGCUAGCUCCAUUUAAGUUGGGAGCACAAAGCCGACAAAGUGCUGAGCCAGGAAGCAGCUGUUGUCUUGGCCAGCAGCAGAUUCAAGUCUAGUGAGAGCACAGAUAACCAACGUGUCAGGCUAGGUACCUGCUUUAACAAUCACGUUAACAAUCGCAUUGUCUUUGCAUGUAUUAAUUCUACCUGCCAUCACCUCUUGAAACAUUUCAGCAUGCAGGACACUGUCUGAAGUUCCCAAUUUAUGGGAACAUGUUACUACCUCAAAAGGGCCCUGAAACAUUUUUUGAAGGUACGCUCGAACCUUGUUAUAACGAAACGGGAUGUAACGAGGUAAAUGAAAUUCCUCUUUAAAUCUCCAUAGAGAUCCAUGUAUAUUAAACCUCGUUUUAAGGAAGUGAAAUUGUCUUGUCAAUGGAUAUAACGAACUAAAUUUGUCUCAAAAACAAAAAUCAAUUGUUGUCCGCCGAGUACAUCGCUUUGUGCGAGAUUCAGCACUCGCCGCGGCAAUUCAAAACUCCAGCGUCGUAUAUGCCGUCGAGCAACACAGGUCUUUCUCACCACCGUGCAUAGCUGCGCACGAGCUGCGGUUCACUAUCGCACGUCUCCACUGACCUCUCUCUCUUGCACGUGCCUGGCUGCGCGAGCCGCAGCCCCGGCAUGUUGUGCGGCUACGCGAGGCGGUGCUAAAGAUUAGUGCAUUCACUUCUGCACGGCGCGCCACUCUGCCUGGCACAGCUGGGCGUGGCCUCGGAGAUUUCCCUGGUGCAAUCUCGGGUGUCCUGCACGAGUCGUGGCUACGCGUGGUGGUGCGCAAAAUUAGUGCGUUCACUUCUCUGUCAUUACGGCGCACCGCGCAGGCAGCCGAAGCUGGGCGUCACCUCCGAGAUCUCCUCGGCGCAAUCUCGGGGGUCACACCCAGGCCGUGCAUUCAUACGUCUCCCUCUCCCUGCAGCGCGCCACGUGGCAGCUGGGCGUGGCAUCCGAGAUCGCACUGGCACCAGUGCACUCUCGGAGGCCACGAGCCGGCCGAGCAAGUUCGCUUGCCAUUCUCGAUUACACAGCAGAGCGCUGUGUUGUGUACCAGGCGCUAGAGACUGCGACGAGCCAAGUGGAAGGCGGAAACAAAAGACCAUCACAAUGGAACAGAAGGCAGCUAUCUAAAGGCUGUCGAGUCAGGUGCUAAGAAGUCGCGUGCUGCACAUGCCAAAGAUUCUUUUGUUGUUGUAUUCAAAUUUGAUCGGAUGCGUGGCUGUGUAGCGGUUCCGCAGGCCGCAAAGCUGUUUUCUUAUUUCCAUGUGACAAUUGUGCACCCCAUUGUAAAUGGAAAUAUGGAUAUAACAAAGUAGUUUCGGCUCCCCCUUCAACUUUGUUAUAACGCAGCCCGAGUGUGGUAUGAAACUGUUGCCAAUCCAUAGACGAUGCUCCUGUGAAAAUGUGAGCCAAUUAUUAUUCCACUGCAUGCAGCAUGAAAUGUACAACCUCGUGUCAAAUACAGUAAAAAAUUGCUUUGUUCCUUCCUUUGCAAUUUUGUCAGCAGCUACACCAGUAUUAGUGGAUUUUGCAGUUCUGAAAACAUUCUCAGUAAUACUACUAUUAUUGGUAAUUUUGAGUUAUAUUUGUGAAAAGAUAUAUGUCUGCGACCUUUGCAUUGCUCGUCUACACACGGUAGCAGGUGCAGCGUGUAGCUGCAUCUGCUGCGCCUGGCCUCAGAUAUUGCACCGGCAUGCUACGUAGUGGCCACCACGAGGUGCCGCGGCGAGCCCUCUGAUUGGUCUUUGUGGGUUACGCAACUCCAGGGGCAUGGCGAGGCAGCCCACUUCAUCACGCACAGCUGAAUUGAAAGUAGCGUUGCAAAGACAAAGAAAAAAAAAUGAAAAUGCAUAACUUCUGGGUAGGGUCGUGCCCCCUUGCCAUCCCCCCUGUGUAGCUUUCAGCAAGUUAGUGGAGGGAGAGAGCAAAAGUCGUGCAUCGGUGCAAUGACUACCUCUAACUCAGCUUAUACUUGAAGGAUAUGAAAAAUUCUUGCGGCAGGAGAUUCGUGAGGUAUGUCCUUUCUGUGAUUAGUUAGAAAAGUGCUUAAGGGCCUCAUUUAACUCUUUGAAAAAUGGUGGUUGUGAGAGGCAGCUUCCAUUUCAUAAUUUAUUGCUCGUCACACGGGUACUUCCCUUCAUUCAUAAGGCACCUACUUUAAGCAGCUCAGUAGCUCUACCAUGAGGCCGUUGAUAAAAAAAAAAGUAAGCGAGUUCCAUGAUUGGGAAAUCUGAUGAAACAGCAGAGCUCUGCUAGCAUGAGUGUAGUGGGUAUGACGCUCGCCUUCGGACCUGGGUUCAAAUCCCGCCUUGCCAAGAAAGUUUAUAUUGUUUUUUUCUUUGCUCGCUCCUUUCUCUCUCUGUGUGUCGCUCUCUCUCUCUCUCUGUCGCUCUUUUUCUCUCGCCCAUAGCAAGUUGUGUUACAAUCGUCGGUACAAUGCAUCUUCUUUCUGGGGCUUUACGUGCCAAAACCAGUUCUGAUUAUGAGGCACGCCGUAGUGGAGGGCUCCGGAUUAAUUUUGAACACCUGGGGUUCUUUAACGUACACUACAACGCAAGCACACGGGCGUUUUUGCAUUUCGCCUCCAUCGAAAUACUGCCGCCGCGGCCGAGAUUCGAUCCCGCGACCUCGUGCUCAGCAGCGCAACGCCUUAGCUGAUUGAGCCACCCCGGCGGGUGUCGGUACAAUGCAACCAUAUGGUUCCCAUAAAUGUAUGUUCUGCAAGUGUGGGUGUAUAUUGCAGUGGUCAUGAUGCUUGCCUUCAGACCGUGGGUACCUGGCUCGAAUCUCGCUUUGCCAAGAAAUUUUAUUUUAUUUAUUUAUUUCUCUCGCUCUCUGCACCUCCUCUCCUCUGCUUUCACUCUCUCCCAGCUCGGCGAUGCUGCGCACGAGACCAACCUAGCGAGGUCUUAACAGCUCUACUGUAAAACAUAUUUGGGUAGCUGGAUGGCAUCUCUUAGAUUGCGUCCUGUGCACUUUAAUGCCACUCUGGUGGUUGCUGCCAUUUCUUCCUCAGCCUCGACAAGCUGUGAAGAAUAUUAAAUCCUCCUCUACAAUUACCUGAUAAACAGAGAUCUUUUUUUCCCUUAUGUUUUGCUUGCCUUCAGUAUUUGCUGGCUUUGGAAUUCCCGAAUAUUCUUGCACAGCCUUUUUGAUGGUUUGUGUUGUUCCAAACAGCAAGUGCACCAUUUUUACUUCGUGCUACAGUGUUUUCUCUUUUUUUUUUUUCUUUAAAAUGGUAACAAUGCACUGCGGAAGUAGAUAUGUAAUUUAUAUUUCCAUCUGAUUCAAGCAAACCUCAAAAUUUUAGUUCAUGCAGUAUGUUUUCAAUUAAUUUCUGAGCCACUUAGUUCAAACAAGCAGCACUAGAAUUUCCACUAAUUCAAACUUCUUGGCUUCCCAGGGACGAGAAAGAUGGCUUACGAGAAGGCAGCCACAUGGAACUAAUAUGCUUAGUGCACUUGCAUGCAAGCUGCUGUGUGCAUUGGCAGGCACCACUAGUACUAAUGGUGCCUGCCAAUGCACACAGCAGCUUGCAUGCAAGUGCACUAAGCAUAUUAGUUCCAUGUGGGUACUAGUGGUUAAAUGGUACGACUAUAGUGAUGCAAGUGAAGCUGUUAUUUCCCCUCCUAGGAGGGGCUGUGAGUACUGUGCAAAAUGAAAUAUCCGUGUAAUGGUCACAGGUAGCAUUCACGAUGUCCAACUUAAAAUUUUAGCACCAUGCUGAGAUGCAUGCAGUCGGCUUUAACUUCUUUCCUCAUCUUGUGUAGCUGCAGGCUUUAGACAUGACAUAUUUCAAAGCGGUUGUGUUCUUACUGGUAGAAUUUCGAAGGAACCUUUGUGGGCAUGACAUGGUGACUGCACUCUUGGGUUUUUCUUGUUGCCCCUGCAUUUGAUCUUUGCCAGCACUUCACUUUUUUCUUGUAAAUGUUUACCAGUUCAGAAUUUACUGCGUGUGAGUAAUAAAGUAAAAUCUACCUGCUUACUGAUGGAAAUACAAGCGACCAACAGGAUUACUUCAUGCGACACUCCUUGCUGUCGUGUUUGUCGCCACAACAGCACAAGUGUGUUCACUGUUUUAACGACUGUUUGCUGUUUAAGUGCUCUGUGAAUAGGCUGUGUUCAGAGCUGCUUAAAUGUGGAAAUAAAAUGCAAUUUUAUUUUA